UUGUUUUCCAUAAAGAUCGGGCUCGGUGUGCUUUGACUUUGACAUAAGUAUUUACACACGAAUUUUUAUUACGAAUCGCUGUCAUAUUCUUGCAAUUUUUUACGUGAUUCUGAACAUUGUUGGUGAGCAAAAAUGAGAUCGAACUAAGUGAAAGACUGUUUAUCUUUUGUAACUCUACUCAAAAGUUCUCUUGUGACCACAGAGGGGGUUUUCCCCAAAUCCAGCAUCACGAUUUUUGGAGAUACACAUAAGAUCGCGGGUGGCGGUGGCAGAGGUAUGUUCUGCUACCAUUGCCCGCCCGCACUACAUCCCGGAGCACCACAGCCGAGAUUGCCCACAUUAGAGUAUCCAUUUACUUCUUCGCAUCCAUAUACUAGUUACUCGUACCACCCUGCCAUUCACGACGACACGUUCGUUAGACGAAAACAAAGGAGAAACAGAACCACCUUUACGUUACAACAAUUAGAAGAAUUAGAAACGGCUUUUGCACAAACUCAUUACCCGGACGUUUUUACUAGAGAAGAUUUAGCUAUGAAAAUAAAUUUGACUGAAGCUAGGGUGCAGGUCUGGUUUCAAAACAGACGAGCAAAAUGGAGAAAAGCUGAACGACUAAAAGAAGAACAAAGAAAAAGAGAAGGACAAGACAUAGUUAAAAGGGACGACGACACUAAAGAAGAAAAGGUUGAAGAUGGUUUAGCUAGCAGUUCCCCAGAAACAAAUGCUGACCAAGAAGAAGGUAGGGAUAGGGAAUGUUCGAGUCCGAGUAGCGCUGGUCGAGAAACACCGGAACCAACACGUAGCGUUACUGAAGCUGAUCCCUCUAACCCUUCGUCACCACACAGUCCCGCGCCCUCGGGGUCUUCGGAACCACCAAAGCCUCUGCAGCCCCCACCUUUUUCGCAUAUGUUUCCAUUUGGAGAUAGCCAUUCUGGCGGAUUUAGACCAGUGAUUGAUGGUAGUUCGGGAGCACGAAAUACACCUCCUUUGUUCUUUUCGCCUCAUCUAGCAUCUCACCUUUCUUCGCAAUUUUCGCCUCCACUCUUCCCAUCACUUAAAGGUUUUCCAGGACUGUGUUCUUGCUGUCCGAUAAAGCCUCUCUCGGGCCUAGCAUCAAACUUACUGCCAACAAGCGAUGCCUCAGAUCUCUCGCCAGGAAGUGGAGACCAGCGCUCCUCUAGCGUUGCCGAACUCAGAAGAAAAGCGCAGGAACACUCUGCGGCAUUAUUGCAAAGUUUGCAGCAUGUAGCCAAUUUUCAACAAGCUGCAAAUUUUGCGGGUGCAAGCUUAAACUUCCCGCUUUUGCCACCGUUGACGUUACAGGCGUUACAAAGAAAGCAUGAACCUGUUGAAGGAACCGGAGGGGAGAAUAGUGCAAAUAAAGAAGCGUCGGUUUAAGAUUAAGUGAUUUAGUACAGUAGGGUGUCUGCAUAGGCAUAGCUCGUUUUAUCUAAAGUUACUUAAAGGAAUACUUUUCUGCAAUUUUUGUUAUUUUGGACCAAUAAUAAUCAACAAAUAUUGUAAUGAUUUAAUAAUACAGUUCUUCGUCAUACAUUUUGAGUAUAUUGCGGAGUUUUAUUUAUUUUCGUUAAAAAUUAGAGAUAUUUUCAGAAAACUUUAAUAUCAUCGAAGUAAAAAAUUCCUUUUGUAAUUGGUGUAAUUUUAAUUAAAAAAAUUAAAACUUAAAAAUCCAAAGGGAUUACAAUAAGUUUUCAGAACGUUUUCGGAGCUAUCAGUCCAUCUUCACUGAAUUUAUAUUUCUUGCUAAAAACCCCAGAACCAAAUAGUGUAAAAUUUACAUUAUAAAAUUGUAAAAUGAAACGACUGUAUAGCCGAUGAAAUUGGAUAACUAGCUGGGUAUAUAAUAGGUUUGUUCCAUCCCGUCACAUAACCGUUCUUGAAUCGUUACACGCAUGCGCAAUAACGUAAAAUUAUGCGCAAUAGCUCAUUUUCCGUUACUGCGCAUACUUGUAGCCAUUCAAGAACGGUUACGUGACGGGUUGGAACAAACCUAUCUUGUCCCUACUCGAAUGAGUCAUUAUGGCGGUUAUAACGAGCUAUGUCUUAUUUGCCACAAAUAGUUGCACAAAUUCUGUCAAAACUUUGAACGCAAAUUUUUCAGCAUAUAAUCAGAGAAAAAUAAAGCUUACUGUUAAUUAGAAGGAAAUUUCAACUAUAUCGAAGAUACUUCAGUUUCAUAUAUUUUCUAUACUUUCAUUGAAUGGAAAAUACUACUCUUUUUUAAUGCGACAAAAUCUUAUAAAACACCUUAUUUCAAAUUUACCUCACAAUAAGUUUAUAGCCCUUUUCUGUCCGUGACUCCAUCGCCCAGUUUAACCCUUUCCUUUCAGUGCAACAUUUUUUAGAGUUAGAGAUUUUCCUUGAUGGUGACGAUAAAAGUGACACAGUAUUAGGUCAGGAGAAAAAAGUGAAUGUUAUGUUAGAUUUGUAAUUAUUCAUGUAGUAUUCGAGUGGUCAGAUAUCACAAUAAAAAAGGAACAAUAAUUCGAGAUUACCAUUCAUUUCUUAUUUCUUCAACAUUUUAUCAUAAUCAUCAAUGGCGUUACAACUCUUCGUGAGUCUUUGCCGCGUUUACUAUUGCCUUCCAUGUUUCUCGGUCCUGUGUCAAUAAUUCCCGUUGUCGCACUCCCAUUUUCUCUAUAUCUUCUUUGACUGCAUCUUUCCACCUUUUUCUAGGCCGUCCUACAGACCUUUUUCCAUUUGGUUUUUCCCAGAACACAUUGUUUAUAAAGGGAUUGUCGUUACUGCGUAUCACAUGCCCUGUCCAUCUGAGUCUAUUGGCCUUUAUAUAUCUGACUGUAUUUUCCUUUCCAAAUAGAGAUUCUAAGUCGUUAUUGUAUCUGCUCCUCCAUUCGUUUGUUGCGCUGUCUCUGCAAGGGACAUGCCAUAUAUAAUUCGAAGGAUUUUACGUUCCCACACCAGUAAUUUAUUUACUUCUCUUUUUGUUAGCGUCCAUGUUUCAAUCAGAAGUUCUCAAACCAAUUCAAGACCGAGAGAGGUGUUAGACAAGGAUGCGUGUUGUCACCUGACUUAUUUAACAUUUAUGGUGAACAUGGCAUGAGGAUGGUUUUAGAAGGAUGGGCCGGUGGAGUAACAGUAGCUGGUAGGAAAAUGUUCAAUUUAAGAUUUGCUGAUGACACUACACUUAUAGCAGCAAAUGAGCAAGAAAUGUUUGAUCUUCUGCGAAGAGUUGAGUACGAAAGCAAUCAAGUUGGUCUGAAAAUCAAUAAAGCUAAGACAAAAAUAAUGGUGGUCGACAGAUUUGACACUAUUCAACUGACUAACAUAUUACAGGAAUACCAGAUAGUAAACACCUUUGUCUAUCUCGGGUCGCAAAAAAUGCGAUGAGUCGCAUAACUAAAGUUUGGAAAGACAGAUCUAUCUCUCAAAGUAUCAAGAUGAGAUUGGUGAAUGCCCUUGUAUUCUCAAUAUUUCUAUACGGAGCAGAGACUUGGACUCUUCGUGCAUACGAGAGCCAAAAAAUUGAUGCCUUUGAGAUGUGGUGCUGGAAAAGAAUGCUGCGCAUACCUUGGACAGCUCAUAGGACAAACGUUUCCAUUCUAAACCAACUCAAUAUUAAAAAAAGGCUGUCCACAAUAUGUCUGCAACGAAUUCUGCAAUUCUUUGGUCACGUGGUUCUCAGAGGUGACGACAGUUUGGAGAGAUUAAUUAUUUCUGGAAACGUUCCGGGGAGAAGAUCAAGAGGACGAUCACCAACUAGAUGGUCUGACCAAAUAAAGCAUUCAGCUGGAAACUCAUUCUGCGAAGCUCUUAAAGCAGCUGAAGAUAGAGACCAAAUGAGAAACAUUGUUAGGGAUAUUGGAAGAAAUCACGAUCCUCAGUAAUGGGGACACGACAGGAGAGAGAGAGAGAGAGAGAGAGAGAGAGAGAGAGAGAGAGAGAGAGAGAGAGAGAGAGAGAGAGAGAGAGAGAGAUGUUUCGCUUCCAUACGCUACUGCUGGUCAUAUUAUGGUCUUAUAUAUCUGGAUUUUUGCACCUCGUGAAAGAAGUUUUGACUUCAUUAGAUGUUGCAUUGCAAAGAAAGAUCUUUUUCCUGCCAAUAUUCGCGUUUUAAUUUCUCGUUCUAUUUUAUUGUCAUUUGUGAUUGUUGCUCCUAGAUAUUUAAAUUCUAGGACAACAUUUUAUAUUCUUAUGAUAUACCAGUAGUGGAGGACGUUGGCAGGUACUAUCUCUCAUGUCGUUUUAGUCACCAUGGAAAGGUUAUACCACCUACAAACUUGCACAUCUGACAAUAAUUCACUGCCACAUUAUUUUUUGCAAUCAAAUAUAUUUUCAUUCCAAGUUCAAUACAAAAUUUCAGUAGAAUUCGUUGCUAAUUAAAACUUUUGGCAGAAUAAAGAUCAGAUCUUAAACAAAUGAAGACUAAAAAUACUACUUGAAAGAGAGGUAGUAAAUGAAAAUGCAAUCGCCUUGGUAAUUGUAGAAACGGCUAUCAAAUAUUCCUGCAUUAUAUAAUAGUUGUCUAAAUAAUGAGUACAAUUUGUACAAUCUUCAUCCGAUAAUAUUUCUACUUUUUUCGAUGACGCUACAAUCCACCUUAAUCCAUCCACGGUACCACAACGUCACACACCUGGUGCCCCUAAAUUCUGACUAGCGUGAUCAGAUAUUACGCUUCCGAUGCCACUUCACUGUCUUAUCUUUCCUUUGCCUCUCUUUGGUUCUAUAUCCUGUAUGUUAUUAUCUAAUGCCUUCUUGUUAAUCUAUCGUCAUUCAUAAUCACUACAUAUGAUACUAGCCGAUCGAAGUCUCUGAAGUCUAGCAAAUUCUAGAUGGGUGUUUCUUCCAGCAACUGGUAUAGUUCGUAGUUGUAUCUGAAUCUUCAUAUCCCAUUUAAAUAGAUCGGUUAACCUAAUGUUGACCAGGUGUUAAUUAAUGUUGUAGGGUCUAUUGUUGCAGUAGAUAUUUUCAAACUUGAUGCUGAACCCUGAAGUGUUCCUAGAUGCAGCUUCUAGAGGACGUGCGCGUUAUACCUACCUAUAUACCAUUUGUUUUAAAAUAAUAUAUUAUUCUGGUUCUGUAUUAUAUAGUUGGACUUUUGAGCAUUUUUGAUGCCUUCAUAACACUUAAAAUCGGCAAUAAACAAAAGAUCAUGCCACACUAUCUAUAAACCCAAAAAUUAAUGUACCUACACUUCUUAAGAAGGUUUGAAUCGGUUUCAAAUAGAACCGCAACAGAAAUUCAAAAUAUACAAUAUAUUCAUCAUAUUGUCACAUUUUUGGUUUGUUAAUUUUUAACAAUAUUUUUGUCAUUCAAAGUUUUGUGCACACCGUAUUAUACGUUAACAACAACGUGCAAUAGUUGUUUUCUAUUUUCCAAAAGUAUUUUAUAAAAAAAUAUUACCACUUAACCAAAAUCCAAAAGUUAUUUUGAAAAUAUACAAAGUAACCACUUUGUUGACAUAAAUAUAUUUAUACAAUACCAAGCUAGAAAAAUUUUCUUGAAUAUUUUCUAUGAGUCUUUGAAUUAUUCACAUUUUUUGUGCAUUACACAUUGCGACUUGUAUAUAGCUAUGUUUGUUUUUGUUUUUAUAAUAUAUACAAGAAAUUGUUUUGUUGGACCACAUUGGAUUUAAUUGGAUGUUUUUGAAUUUUGAUCAAUAUUUGUAUAUUGAAUGAAUAAUAUAGUUAAUAUUAAUUGUUCUGAAGCUAUCUACUUGUGUCAUUGUUCUUUGGUGGUCUGACAAGAUUUUAGACGGUUUUAAACGGUAAUUGCUAAAAUUUUCAAAUCAAAAACGAAUAAUAUAGAUAAGUGAAUGUUUCUAAUUGUGUAAGAAGCAAAACCAAAGAAAUAUGAUAUCUGAUUUAACAAAGAAAAAAAGAUGAAAAUUUUUACUUUUCUUUUAAAAUGUUGGUCACUUUUUUAAAAACUAAUGAAAGUAUUAACUUGAGAAAUUAAAUUUUAUUUAUAAUAAUAUGGAAAUUAUCAGUAGUAAUUGUAGAAGAGCUCUAAAAUUAUCGAAUUUUUCCCGAGUGACACUUUGACAGUUUUAAUGUGACAGUCAAAGUGUCACGAGGGCAAAAAUUCGAUAAUAAUUUUAGAGAUCGAGUGCAAUUUGUUGCAAUUAUUUCAUGAAUAAAACUGUUCAAAACAUGAAUAAAACUGUUUAUUGUAAUUCAUUUAUGUAAGUACAAAUUAGUACAAUUAAACACACAGUUGUUAUAAAUAUUUGACGGUUGAAAGUCAUCACUUUUAUAAUUGUUAAAACAUUAACUGUCAUUAAUGUCACUGAAUGUAUAUUUUCGUAGCAACGAAGGGCAUCUGACGUAAUAUACUUGACGACGGGAUAUUAUCAAAAAUUAUCAGUUUAAUUUUUAUUUCUGUAGCUUUCUAUUGGUUAGAAUCUCCUAUGAAUGAAAUAAUCUUACUAACGGCCGGUUUCACAAAGUAAAAUUAACUUGUGGUUAAGAGAUAACCAGAGGUUACCCCAAAAUAUGCGUUUUAGUUUCAGGUCAACGGCGAAGUAUGGUUAACUCACAGAAUUUUUAACCAGAGGUUGGAGUGGUUUACCCUUAUGGGUAUACCCAGAAGGGUAACAAUUAUGAAACUGAAACGCAUAUUUUGGGGUAAUUUUGAGGUUAUCUCUUAACCACAAGUUAACUUUCCUUUGUGUAAUAGGCACCUACUCCAUUACGUCAAUUAAAGUGCGACGACUAGCUGUCGGAAGAUCGUCACUUGGGGUAGAGAAAUCAAACCUAUGUCUCUCUGAUGAUGCCUCUAAUAAGAGUCGAAAAUCGUCGAUUUAGAGUGCUGGUUUGCGCUCUAUGAACGAAGUAAAGAAUAAGAUAGUUUUGCCUUCGUACUUCAACUGAAUAAAAAUGGUAUACAUUUUUAUUUUUCUAUUAGUAUUAUUCCUAUCGAGUAGGUUGGUCCAUUUUCCGUUGGAAUUUACCAAGCUAUGCAGACGGGGUUGUGAAUUACAACUUUUAGAAUUCCCUCUUGUCUUCAUUGCAGCAUCCAUCUGGCUUGCAAUUUUUAGAAGCCGUGGAGGUGUCACCAGGAAAAUGGACCAAUAAGUUUUUAAAUAAAUAUCUUUUAAAAAUAUUUUUAAAUAUUUUUAUUAGGUUAAAAAACUUUGACUUUUAUAAUUAUAUUAUUUAUUUACAAAAUAAAAAGUAUUGGUCGCAAAACAAUUAUUAAUCAAAUAGAAUCUAAUGAAAUUUAUUUAUAAUUGUCAACAAAGUGGAAGAAUUAAAAAAGCCUCGAUUGUUGGUACCUACGUAUAUUGUUUUAAAGGAACUGGAUUUCGAAAGCUGACAGAUCUUUUCUCAACCAUUUAACAAUAACUUUUGUAGUAAUAAUUUUAGUGCAAAUAUAAAAUAUACCAUAGAAAAAUGUUAAUAGUGUAAACUUAAAAUCGAAUAGAAAUAUUAUUGUAAAUAACUUAGUGUUCACUUUACCCUUGUAGUACAGUACAGUUACCAAUUUUGUGAUGUGAUUUAGUAUUAUGAUUCUUACUGUUUAUGUAUAACAAGACAGUUAUGUAAAAAUAUGAAAAUAGA
Diabrotica virgifera virgifera (western corn rootworm) is the source of this 7538-nucleotide messenger RNA. It is a transcript of the gene Drgx, whose product is annotated as dorsal root ganglia homeobox protein. Gene Ontology annotation, molecular function: DNA-binding transcription factor activity, RNA polymerase II-specific; RNA polymerase II transcription regulatory region sequence-specific DNA binding. Gene Ontology annotation, biological process: regulation of transcription by RNA polymerase II. Lineage: Eukaryota; Metazoa; Arthropoda; Insecta; Coleoptera; Chrysomelidae. The transcript is spliced from 7 exons. The coding region runs from base 277 to 1395 and encodes 372 amino acids. The record is from RefSeq and is a predicted model, not a curated record.